Seriola dumerili (greater amberjack) is the source of this 1761-nucleotide messenger RNA. It is a transcript of the gene irf1b, whose product is annotated as interferon regulatory factor 1-like. The transcript is spliced from 10 exons. Gene Ontology annotation, molecular function: DNA-binding transcription factor activity, RNA polymerase II-specific; RNA polymerase II cis-regulatory region sequence-specific DNA binding. Bases 143 to 1045 code for a protein of 300 amino acids. Gene Ontology annotation, biological process: immune system process; regulation of transcription by RNA polymerase II. Gene Ontology annotation, cellular component: nucleus. The record is from RefSeq and is a predicted model, not a curated record. Lineage: Eukaryota; Metazoa; Chordata; Actinopteri; Carangiformes; Carangidae.
GUUUGUGAUCACUUCUGUCCCAGACUGAUCUUCAGGUGGUUGAGAGAAAGAAGAGAUAUUUCUCUGGAACAAACCAAAUCCAGUCGGACUAUUUUUGUGCAUUUUCCUUUUGCGGAUCACUGAGCAAAUAAAGCCUGCAAACAUGCCUGUGUCAAGGAUGAGGAUGAGGCCGUGGCUGGAGAAGAUGAUCGAGUCCAACUCCAUCUCGGGUCUGCAUUGGGUGGACAAGGAUAAGACGAUGUUCUCAAUUCCCUGGAAGCAUGCAGCUCGACAUGGCUGGGAGAUGGACAAGGAUGCAUGUCUGUUCAAACAAUGGGCCAUCCACACAGGGAAAUACGCAGAGGGCCAGGACAGUGACCCGAAGACGUGGAAGGCCAACUUCCGCUGUGCAAUGAACUCACUGCCUGACAUUGAAGAGGUGAAAGACAAGAGCAUCAACAAGGGCCACCAAGCCAUGCGCGUCUUCAGGAUGCUGCCUGCCACUCCAAAAUCUAGAGACAAACGAAGCAAAGGAAAGGAAGCAAAGUUAAGGAAGAAGAGCUCAAUGGUCAAGAUGGAGGAAGACUCGGACUACAGUGAUACCCAGUCUCCCAUGGAUGCGUCACUGAUGGAUGAGACCGAGUCCACUCAGGAAAACACAGUCGACAGCACAGUGCAAACCGGGCAGGAAGGUCUGAGGUGUGUGACUCCCUCUGAAGUGCCUGACUGGUCUCUUUCAGUUGAGAUUGGGCCCGGCAGCCUCACAAACACCUGCUUCCAGAGGUUUGAAGUUUCACCUGAUCGCAGCUUCGACGGGAGCUUAGCCGACGACAUAAUCGAGAUCUGCGAGCAACUGGAGAGAGACUCACACUGGAUGUUUAGCAGUUUAGACGGCAGGGGGUUCCUGAGCAAUGAAGCACACACCAGUCCUAGUGGGAGCCAGUGGAGUGAUUCUUCCUCAGUCGAUGGAGUAGAAGAAUGUCCGUGUUACACAAAUCUGGGUUCAGAUUUCUUAACCCCCUCAAACGAUACCUGGAACAGCUAUAACAAAACAUACUGCCUCUGAGGGCCUCAGGACAGGACAGGACAAGGCUUUUACACUUUGGACUUUAAAAGCUGUUCCUUUCUGCCCACCAAUCACCCCCCAUCCUUAUCAACCAUCAACACCCCUCCAGUCUGUGACAGGUGGCUUCCACACUUUAAGCUAAAAUUCCACACCCGUCUCCCAACUGCAUGUACCGUGUGUCUGACAUUUGGUACCAGUUCGUGGAGCUUUCCUCAUCUCCCUCAACCUCUAUGUGAAGUUAUGAAGAGAAGAUUUGAAGUGCACUGCUGUUAAAAGACAUGCUGUUCAUUGUCUCUGUUUUUGGCUGGUUCAAGGCAUUGUGGUGCUCAGCUUUUUGGGAUGUUGAGCUGUGAUUAGACAUAAAUCAGUUUUGCUCAGGCAAGGUAUUUACAUUUUCAUACUAAUCUAUGAAUACAUGCAAGCUAGUAAGUACUUAACCUCAUAAAUACAUUCAGUACACUUCACAUUUGAUAGAAAGAUAAUGUACAGUGUAAAAUAAUUCUCACAUUAAAUCAUUUUCUUCUCCGUUAUACAUGUGAAAUUUAGUUAAAGGAUGACAUUUUGUCUAAUUACCCUCUUAACUCUCAACUUCUGUUAAAAGUUCCACUUCAGAAUUUUUUUUCUGCUUAUUGCAAGUUCAGAAAGUUUCUGUAAAUAGCUGUUUUUGUCUGUGUGUUUUUUUAUAAAAUAAAAGAAGUCUAUUGUUAAAAUGUGAA